AUGGGGUGGUGGUUUGUGGCCCUGAUCCUGGUGUUAGUCUCCUGGUACCCUGGAAACCCUGGUUUGUGGCUGUGGGUCCUGAUGUCUUGCCUCUCUGAGGUGCAUCCCUGCCUGCUCUGCUUUGGGCCCCCCCUUCAGAGGGCACGGCUUUGCAGUGACAUUACUGGGGCCUUUGUUAAUGACCCCAGACAUAAAAAAUGCCAUGAGGCCCUUGUUGAGGCUGCUAAACCACUUGCCUCCAUCACUGUAGGGUCAGGACAACGUGAGGAACUUCGGGAAAUUGUCAUGGAUGCUAUGCAUUUUCUAGAGGAGCAAAGUGGCAAUAGUGAGCAGAAGCCCCUGAAUGAGUCUCUGCAGGAAGCUGUCGACACAAUCUGGGCAAAGCUGAGCCAGCUGGGGAAAGUUCCAGCCUGCAUCCCACCCUGUGGAUUCCAGCCAGCUGCCCGUGUCUUCCAGUGUGCUACCUGCCGCUUUGUGGACUGUCAGUUUGCCCUGGACUGCCCAGUGCAGGACCUGUGGACCUACACAGAUGAAACCAUUGUGCUGCACUGCAACGUGCCUUUCAACAUCCCCACUGGCCUGCCUGUCACCUGGCUGUUUGUCCCAAAUAAAUCCAGCUUGUCUUCCACGUCUUACUUUGACAGUGAGAUGUUUAUUGGCGAUAAGCUCUUGUGGGAGAUGAGAUUCUCUGCUACACAGGGCCUCACUACACUCACAGGGAAGAAGUUCUUCCUGCAUGUGCAGGAAGUGACUUUUGUGUACGCCCUGGCUGUGCAUCCCUGGGUGUACGUGUGUUUCCGUGUGCCCGGUGUCUGGGUGGAGCUGAUGUGUCCCCCCAUGGCCCAGCUGCGCACACAGGACAUGACACUGUUCAAGAAGCUGAAAGGGAAUCCAGAGAAGCCCUUCAGUCUGACCAUUGAGGAACCCGCUCCAGGAACCGUUGCCUGUCACUUGGGGGAACCUUCCAAGCCCAUUAUUCGCAAGUUCUUCUACCUCAACGUAUCAGAGGGAAGCGUGGAGGAAGAGAAAGAACUCCAGGGUGUGUUCAGCACCGUGCUGCACUGGCUUGAUGAUGAGAACCCCCAGCCCUACAUACCAGCCUUGGGGCUGGCUGUGGCUGCUGGCUCCAUAGCAUUCAUUCUGCUGCUUAUAUAUGCCACAGAUGUGGACAUCAGGGUAGCAGAGAGGAUGACAGAUCGCUGGAUUCACUCUAGGGGACUUUAG
This is a messenger RNA of Cinclus cinclus, 1224 nucleotides long. It is a transcript of the gene SPACA6, whose product is annotated as sperm acrosome associated 6. The record is from RefSeq and is a predicted model, not a curated record. The transcript has 11 exons. The coding region runs from base 1 to 1224 and encodes 407 amino acids. NCBI's taxonomy places the organism in Eukaryota, Metazoa, Chordata, Aves, Passeriformes, Cinclidae. Gene Ontology annotation, biological process: fusion of sperm to egg plasma membrane involved in single fertilization.